UUGCUGUCUCCCAUCACUUUCCCCCCUCAGUGCGAACCCACACCUCUUGUGUUUUCCCACCGAUGCUUGUGUUCAACUCCAACCCAGUUCCCAGUUUAAAGUAAUCGAUGGAGUGGAAGAAGAAGACCCUGACUCGAUAGAGGAGCAGAGUUGCAAUAAAGAAAAUCGCCCGAGGGGAUAGAAAGAGAAGGAGACGAGCGGAGACAGGCAGAGGAGGCGAGGAGAGAGGGGAAGACUGCUUCAGGUGACCGAGUCGCGAUGGAGGCGCACGGCGUGUGUGUUUAGGGAGCACCGCUUGUGGAAGCGCUCGCUUUGUUAAGGUGGAAUACAAAGUGAAGAACCCUCAGAACUGACCGGGACCUGCCUUUGUCCUUUUUACACUUGACGGAUUAUCUCAAGAGUCAUGAACGUGCCGCCACCAGACCGCAGGAAAAACAUGCGAGAACUGGCUUUGGAGAUUGGCAUCCGAGUUCUGCUUUUCGGAGUUUUUGUAUUUACAGAGUUCCUGGAGCCCUUUGAGAGAGUGAUUCAACCAGAGGAGCUUUGGCUCUACAAGAAUCCUCUCGUUGAGUCAGACCACAUUCCCAAGAGGGUCAUGUUCGCAAUUUCAUUCCUCACCCCACUGGCAGUGAUAUUUGUGGUGAAGAUAAUUCAGAGGACGGACAAGACGGAAAUCAAAGAGGCUUGUUUAGCUGUGUCCCUGGCUCUCGCUCUUAAUGGAGUCUUCACAAACACCAUCAAGUUGAUUGUUGGCAGACCCAGGCCCGAUUAUUUCCAGCGCUGUUUCCCAGAUGGAAAACUGAAUGCGAGGAUGCUGUGCACCGGGGAUCCAGAUCUAGUCUCAGAGGGACGCAAGAGCUUCCCCAGCAGCCAUUCCUCCUUUGCAUUCUCUGGUCUUGGCUUCACCUCCUUCUACCUGGCCGGGAAGCUGCAGUGUUUCACGGAUCAGGGUCGAGGGCGUAGCUGGCGUCUCUGUGCCAUGGUGCUGCCUCUCUACAGCGCUAUGAUGAUUGCGCUGUCCCGGACCUGCGACUACAAACACCACUGGCAAGACGCCUUUGUUGGAGGAGUGAUCGGGUUGCUGUUUGCGUACAUCUGCUACCGCCAGCACUACCCACCCUUCCUGCACAUGGACUGCCACCUGCCUUACGCCAGUCUGGCUGCCGCCGCCCACGCACCCUCGCAUCCCCAGGACGACCCGCAACCCACUGACAAUGCCACCACCCUUCCCCUGGAGGGCUUGACUGAAGGGCCAGUAUGACUAGUAGCCACCAUCGAAACUCCCACCAACACCCUCACCAAGCCGCCAAGCCCACCCCCCCGUUCCCAGUGACUUACUGGGGUCUUGUAUACAUUCCAAUGGACAGAAAUACACCUUCCCAUCUCCAUACUGUUACACCCAGUCUUGAUGACACCUACAUUCUUUUUUUGUUUCAUUUUUUUUAUAUCUCGUUCUUGCUCAGCAGCUGUGAAAGUCUAUAUUUAGAUGUGAUGUAUAAGAGGAACCUACAUAUAUGGGACAUCACCACUGAGAGGGAAGAGUGAAAAACAUGUUGAAAACCUGAGGAAACAAGUCUCACUAAUGGCUGUGAAGGAAGAUGAAAAUAUUGCCAGUUUCUGCUGGUAGUUUUUGCUCAACAAGAGAUGUGGCUGGCAGCUUGUUUUAUGGUGGAACAUAUUUAAUGUUUGGCGGUUUAAGGACAAAGACAGGAAGUUGGUAGGACCUGAGAAAUCCCAUGAAAUGUCACAGCAAUCAAUCCAUGAAAUCAAUCAAUCAAUCAAACCAUGAAAUCAAUCAUUAAUUAAACUAUAUAAUAUUGUAUGUCAGAUGUGACAGUCAGAAACAAAAUUUGAUAGAAACUAGUUCCAGAAAUUCAGUGACAUUCUGUGCAUUUCAGUCGGAAAUUCAGAUGUACGCUGCAUUUUCAGAGGGGCACCAAUGUGUUGGUUUAAAACUGAAAGACAUUUGGCAUUACUCUAGAGUCAUGCCCUUUCUGGUUUUAAUACUUUUUGGUUGCCCAUAGCAGCAUAAUGAUAAAUAUUGCCCUAAUACAAAAGAAAGGCACUGGUCCGUGUCAUGGGGGCAUUAUACAGUGUUCCCCACCAUCUAAACUAUGGUAACUCCUCUACCUUCCUCCAUUUUUUAUUAUUCCAUUUCUCCCCACUUUCUUUGGCUUGUACAGUUUUUCAGUGCAAUUCUAGAUAUCAACCCCCCAUCCCCCACCCCCUCAUUCUUUUUCCCUCACACCAACUUUAUUUCUCACAAGUGUUGCAUCUAACACAUGUUCCCAGGGGUUGCACGGGGACAUGAACCCAAAUUGUAGCUCAAUGAGUGCAAUCAAUAACGGGCAGGUGGGAAUGGCGUGGCGGAAGUGCGCCUAGACAGGCACAAAACUCCAAUCUGAUCCUGCAUUAAUCCUCAUUAAGGGAGGUCAGCCACCACUGCUUAUCAGGACAUUAGGACUAUAUGAGUUGCCCCAUGGACUGCCCAAGCAUUGCAAAUGGCUUUCAGGCCACUGCAGCCUGACAAAUAGACAAUCUAGCAUUCAGCAGAUGACAGGCCUGAAUCCGGGACAACGAUUUUGAUGUAUUAUUCAUCCAUUAAAGCUCUGUUAUUUAUUAAUAUUUCCAGCCUUAAUUUAGGGACACUGCAUUGAAACGAAGCAGACACCAAAGAUUUGUAGCUUUUUUCUGCUUGGGUUGUAUGCACUCUGUUAUGCUUUAUUAACAGUGAUGACACAUAGCCAGAUUACUGGUUGCCUGUCAUCAACAAAGCAAUUUGUAGCCUCUUACAAGUUAUGUUGGAAAUGAUGGAUAAUUGUGUUGCCUUGGUUACCAUGUCUUUUUCUUUUUUUAUUGCCAUUGCUGUGACAUUAAUGGGAAGGUGCAAUCUCAGCUUACCUCUAACCCAAUCACACAACAUAGGAAGGGAAUUAUUAUAUAUUUGCACUCACGAGUGAGGAAGGAAAAACAUGAGAUAGCCCGUCAGAAUAGCAUUAUAUGAAGUGAGCACCAAGCCAAAUGUAGAAGGCUAUUUUGUAAUUUUAUUAUCUUGACAGGAUGUAAGUCUGGUGUUUUUACAUUUGUCUGUCUUCACUGUCAAAAGACCACUUGUUUUUUGUAAAAAGCUUAAUUCUGGGCACAAUUUGGCUCGUGGCACAUGAAAAGAUGACGAAAGGUUUUCUGCGUUCAGAAUUUGUUUAAAAGUCAUUUAUUCAAUUCCACUAAUGUCUAUCACUAAUGCAACCCAUUGGCAGCUUUUUAAAACGGUGUUUGUGCGUGCAGGUUUUGAAAAGGCCUAUCCCACAACAAUGCAAUACAAAAUCAAACUUUACAAAGACCGAAGGUUUCACGAGAGGGGGGAGGUACUCGACUCUGCACAUCAGACUCUGUGACGAGACUCUGAGAGUUGACUGGAGGGAAACUCGUAACCUGCUUGCUGGUUCUACAGAGUCUUUCAGCAGGGGUCUGGAGAUCUGUGAGUGUGAGACUUUGACAUCUUGAGGCAGAUUUGGUGAUGAAAUGAUUGCAACACAGAUGCAUUAUGUUCUAUACACCUGCAUUCGCCUGACUUGGCAUCCUGAUGUUUGUACCUUGUCAUUUAGUUUUCUCCUAUUAGAUGGUGCAGUAUAUAUUGGAAAAAAUGUUGUUCAGAAAAUCAUGUCUGUAAAAGUAUUUUUGCUUUUUAAAGAUUUAUUUUUUCCCAGAAUCCUUCAAAUCAUUCCAUGAUUUGUUUUAAUUUGGUGCUAUAGAUACUUUUGUAGAAGUAGGCGUCACUUUUUUCAGACAGUGGAUGUGUCAUUUUGAAAUAAAAGUUCAAUUUUCUACAGAGAAAAAAAGUUAUAUUACAUAUUUCCAUUUUUUCAAAUCAGAUGCUCAAGGGCAACCAGUGCUUGUGAUUUUUUCUUCAAUCAUUUCACCUUCCCAAGGACUGAAGGGAUAAAAGUAACUAAAAAAAUAUCAAAGAAUAAUGAAAUUAUUAUCAACUAUAAUGAAUAGAUGUCUGAAGAAAAAAAAGAGUGUAAGACUUAAGAAUCUUUGUUCAUGGCAUGCCAGUUCCAUUUAUGAGAAAAGACUGUUUUCUAUGAAUAAGCAUGUCUGGCCUUGAGAACUCUUUGAGCUGUGUUUCGCUGUUUAUAUACUUUAUGUACGAUAAAGGACUGCAGCUGUGUGAAAUUUGUCCGUGAAGAAAAACAAAGGAGCCUAAUGUAUCUUGUCAAAGUGUGAUCGUUGGAGCCUGCGUCUGUUGUUGUGACAGGAACUCUGAACCGUUGUAUGUGGAAUGAACAUAUCAUUGGAAACAAAAAUGUUUAGAUUAAAAAAAAAAAAAAAAAAAAUCCACCUUGUAAUCAGAUCAUUGGUGUUACCGCAUUAUUCAUUAUUAUAUGCAAAUCAGCAGUCUUUCACCAUGCAGCAGCGGACAUUUGAAUGAGCUACUGUAUAUUCCAAGUUUGGUUCAGUGAAUUAAUGCUUCAACAGUCCCACUGUCAGACUGCAACGUGCUACUGAGGCAGCUGAGGGAGUGUGUGUGAAUGUAACUCUGUUCUAAGUGUGCUUUUCUGCAUCGGUUGUGUUGCACUCUUGUUUAGGGAAUUUCCAAUAAACGUAUGUAUACUUAA
This is a messenger RNA of Seriola aureovittata, 4619 nucleotides long. It is a transcript of the gene plpp4, whose product is annotated as phospholipid phosphatase 4. Lineage: Eukaryota; Metazoa; Chordata; Actinopteri; Carangiformes; Carangidae. Gene Ontology annotation, biological process: phospholipid metabolic process. Gene Ontology annotation, molecular function: phosphatidate phosphatase activity. The record is from RefSeq and is a predicted model, not a curated record. The coding region runs from base 404 to 1261 and encodes 285 amino acids. The transcript has 7 exons.